Molecule: messenger RNA, 777 nt
Organism: Erigeron canadensis
Lineage: Eukaryota; Viridiplantae; Streptophyta; Magnoliopsida; Asterales; Asteraceae
Product: chlorophyll a-b binding protein CP26, chloroplastic-like
Exons: 5
Coding region: 1-777 (258 amino acids)
Biological process (GO): response to light stimulus; photosynthesis, light harvesting in photosystem I
Cellular component (GO): chloroplast thylakoid membrane; plastoglobule
Source: RefSeq, a predicted model, not a curated record
AUGGCUUCUUCAUUGGCAGCUUCUACCGCCUCGGCAUCCCUCGGAGUGUCGGAACUCCUUGGAAACAGACUUAACUUGUCUGGUGCAGCCAGGACAGCUCCUUCCACUCCUGUCACCUUUAAGAUUGUUGCUCUUUUCCAAAAGAAGAAACCCGCACCCAAGGCUAAGCCCGUUGCUGUCACCCCGGCCUCCGAUGAGCUCGCCAAGUGCUAUGGUUAUGAUCCGUUUGGUCUAGGAAAGAAACCAGAAGACUUUGCCAAAUACCAAGCAUUCGAGCUGAUUCAUGCACGAUGGGCAAUGUUGGGUGCAGCUGGUUGUAUCAUUCCUGAGGCCUUCAACAAAUACGGCGCUUCCUGUGAACCUGAAGCUGUGUGGUUCAAGACUGGAGCUCUUCUACUCGACGGCAACACAUUGAACUACUUUGGAAAGAACAUCCCUAUAAAUUUGGUCCUGGUUGUUGCUGCCGAGGUUGUUCUUGUUGGUGGUGCAGAAUACUACAGAAUCACCAAUGGCUUGGAUUUUGAGGACAAGUUGCACCCUGGUGGACCAUUCGAUCCAUUGGGUCUUGGCAAGGACACAGACCAGCUUGCUUUGUUGAAGGUUAAGGAGAUCAAGAAUGGCAGACUAGCUAUGUUCUCCAUGUUUGCAUUCUUCAUCCAAGCUUACGUGACCGGAGAGGGUCCUGUAGAAAACCUUACAUCUCACUUGAGCGACCCCUUUGGAAACAACUUAUUGACCGUGAUUUCUGGGAAUAUUGAAAGAACCCCAACCCUGUAA